Messenger RNA from Leguminivora glycinivorella, 1255 nucleotides. RefSeq lists its product as uncharacterized. The record is from RefSeq and is a predicted model, not a curated record. Gene Ontology annotation, cellular component: plasma membrane. Gene Ontology annotation, molecular function: odorant binding; olfactory receptor activity. NCBI's taxonomy places the organism in Eukaryota, Metazoa, Arthropoda, Insecta, Lepidoptera, Tortricidae. Bases 1 to 1191 code for a protein of 396 amino acids. The transcript has 7 exons. Gene Ontology annotation, biological process: detection of chemical stimulus involved in sensory perception of smell; sensory perception of smell.
AUGUCUCUGCGGACCAAGUUUUUGUUAAAAGAUUGCUGCAGAUUCGUGUACUAUGCGGGGUGCGGGAAUUACUGGUACGAAGACAUAAAUCAUGAAACAAUCCCGUUCAAAUUGUACCGCUUUAUUUCUUUUUCAAUUUACACCGUGAUGAUUUUUCUGGAAAACGUCGCCGCCGCUUUCGGUUCAUUUCCCUCGGUGGAGAAAAACUCAGCUGUCAUGUUCGCGGCUAUUCAUAAUAUCGUACUUACUAAAAUGUAUCUUUUCUUGUACCACAAAGUUUCUAUAAGGAAAUUAAACUUUGAGAUGGGGGCGCUUGGGGAAAAUUUGGAAGAGGAUGAUGUGAUGAAGAAACAGUACUGGAAAGUGAAAUAUGGGAUUUUGUUUUAUGUGGUAACGGUGUAUUUGUCACUUGGGGCGUAUGGUGUUGAAAGCACGAGGAAAUCGAUCGUAGAAGGUGCCCCCUUUUAUACCGUGGUGACCUACUGGCCGGCAUACGAAGACCUUACAACAAUAGCCGCCAUCGCCCGCAUAUUCUUCUACAUCACCUGGCUAUACAUGAUGUUGCCGAUGAUGUCCGCCGACUGCGCGCCCAUCGCGCACCUCAUCUGCAUCGCGUACAAGUUCCAGACGCUUCGGCGCCAUUUUGAAAAGAUCCGGGAGGAGUUUGAUGGAGAUUUGGUGAUGGGGAGGGAAGGGGCGGAGGAGAGGCUGUGGAGUGGGUGCUUGGAGGGGAUCAAGAUACAUCAGAAGCUCAUGUACCUCGCGGACGAAAUAAAUCGGAUAUUUGGAAUAAUAAUGUCUCUUCAAGUCUGUGAAAGCUCAGCUGUUGCGGUAUUGCUGUUACUGCGGUUAGCGCUGUCCCCAGACAUGGAUCUGACUAAUGCUUUCAUGACAUACACUUUCGUGGGCUCCCUGUUCUUUCUACUCGCCCUUAAUCUGUGGAACGCUGGAGAGAUCACUUAUCAGGCGUCGCUUCUGUCGCCUGCCGUGUUCUACUGCGGCUGGCACAUGUGUGCUACAGGGCGCCCGCGCCGCGAUAUUGAACGCCUUGUACUGAUCGCCUGUGCGCAGGCUCAGAAACCGCUCGUCCUUAAAGCCUUUGGGAUACAGGAUCUGUCAUACAGUACUUUUGUCUCGGUGGCGAGGAUGACUUACUCGGUGUUCGCCGUUUUCUACCAGAGGGGGGGAUGAAGGGUUCACCAGUUUUUACGCUAUAAUAUAGUCGUAGCUAGCAGUGGCGGCUGGUAAAAAUUUC